CAGAGCCACCCACAGCGUCCUGUUGAGCGCCGACCUUCCAGCACCUCCCCACUCCCAGCGCCCAGUGCUCUUGCUCCUUCAGGGACAACCAUCAUGUCUCGCCAGUCAAGUGUGUCCUUCCGAAGUGGGGGCAGCCGCUCUUUCAGCGCCGCCUCUGCCAUCACCCCAUCUGUCUCUCGUACCAGCUUCAGCUCGGUGUCCCGCAGUGGUGGUGGUGGUGGUGGCAGAGUCAGCCUUGGGGGUGCUUAUGGAGCAGGUGGCUACGGCAGCCGGAGCCUGUACAAUGUGGGGGGCUCCAAAAGGAUUUCAUUCAGCUCCGGCGGUGGCAGCUUCAGGAACCUAUUUGGUGCUGGUGCUGGAGGCGGCUUUGGCUUUGGAGGAGGAGCCGGCAGCGGCUUUGGCUUCGGUGGUGGAGCCGGCAGUGGCUUUGGCUUCGGUGGUGGAGCUGGCUUUGGUGGUGGCUAUGGGGGCGCGGGUUUCCCCGUGUGCCCCCCUGGAGGCAUCCAAGAGGUCACCGUUAACCAGAACCUCCUCACCCCUCUGAACCUGCAAAUCGACCCCACCAUCCAGCGGGUGAGGACUGAGGAGCGCGAACAGAUCAAGACCCUCAACAACAAGUUUGCCUCCUUCAUCGACAAGGUGCGCUUCCUGGAGCAGCAGAACAAGGUCCUGGACACCAAGUGGGCCCUGCUGCAGGAGCAGGGCACCAAGACCGUGAGGCAGAACCUGGAGCCUCUGUUUGAGCAGUACAUUAACAACCUCAGGAGGCAGCUGGAUGGAGUCCUGGGAGAGCGGGGCCGCCUGGACUCAGAGCUGAGGAACAUGCAGGAUCUGGUGGAGGACUUCAAGAACAAGUAUGAGGAUGAGAUCAACAAACGUACCACCGCUGAGAACGAGUUCGUCAUGCUGAAGAAGGAUGUGGAUGCUGCCUACAUGAGCAAAGUGGAACUAGAGGCCAAGGUCGAUGCCCUGAUGGAUGAGAUCAACUUCAUGAAGAUGUUCUUUGAUGCGGAGCUGUCCCAGAUGCAGACACAUGUCUCAGACACAUCCGUGGUCUUGUCCAUGGAUAACAACCGCAGCCUGGACCUGGACAGCAUCAUCGCCGAAGUCAAGGCACAGUAUGAGGACAUUGCCAACCGAAGCCGAACAGAGGCUGAGUCCUGGUAUCAGACCAAGUAUGAGGAGCUGCAACAGACGGCUGGUCGGCAUGGCGACGACCUGAGAAACACCAAGCAUGAGAUCUCGGAGAUGAACCGGAUGAUCCAGAGGCUGAGAUCUGAGAUUGAUAAUGUCAAGAAGCAGUGUGCCAACCUACAGAAUGCCAUUGCUGAUGCAGAGCAGCGUGGAGAGCUGGCGCUCAAAGAUGCCAGGAACAAGCUGGCAGAGCUGGAGGAGGCCCUGCAGAAGGCCAAGCAGGACAUGGCCCGGCUGCUGCGCGAGUACCAGGAGCUGAUGAACACCAAGCUGGCCCUGGACGUGGAGAUCGCCACGUACAGGAAGCUGCUGGAGGGCGAGGAGUGCAGGCUGAGUGGAGAAGGAGUUGGACCAGUCAACAUCUCUGUUGUCACAAACAGUGUCUCUUCUGGCUACGGAGGAAGCAGCCUGGGAUUCGGCGGCGGUGGCAGCUUUGGCGGCAGCGGCUUUGGCGGUGGCCUCGGCAGUGGCCUUGGAGGAGGUGGUGGAGGCUACUACUCUAGCAGCAGCGGGGGCACUGCUCUGGGUGGUGGGCUGAGUGUCGGGGGCUCUGGUUUCAGUGCAAGCAGUGGCCGGGGCAUGGGCUUUGGCAGCGGUGGGGGCAGCAGUUCCAGUGUCAAAUUUGUCUCCACCACCUCCUCCUCCCGGAGGAGCUUCAAGAGCUAAGAAGAGCUGCUGCAAGACCCUGGCCCUCAUGGGCAGCCCCAGGCCCACGGAGAUUGCUUCCUCUAGGCAGUCACCCAGGCCUGCUCUUUCUGGAGAGUAGUCUAGACCAAGCCUACCGCAGAACCACAUGGUUUUGGUUCCUAGGAGGCAAUGAAUCCCAACCUCUGGCCUCCCAGGCCACAGUUCUACAUUGUGCUGCGAGUCAGUUUCUAGGCACCUAUAGAUGCUCUUCGAUGACACAGAUAUCCCAAGUUUUCCAGAAUGGCAGCCACCAAAACAGAAUUCUUACCCUGAAACCCACCUUACUUCUUGUUCUGACUUUCUCCAGAGUGUGUUCAAUAAAAUGCUUUUAUAAUA
Myodes glareolus (Bank vole) is the source of this 2217-nucleotide messenger RNA. RefSeq names its product keratin 5 (gene Krt5). Gene Ontology annotation, molecular function: structural constituent of skin epidermis. Gene Ontology annotation, cellular component: keratin filament. NCBI's taxonomy places the organism in Eukaryota, Metazoa, Chordata, Mammalia, Rodentia, Cricetidae. The record is from RefSeq and is a predicted model, not a curated record. Gene Ontology annotation, biological process: intermediate filament organization; keratinization.